Molecule: messenger RNA, 1084 nt
Organism: Hordeum vulgare subsp. vulgare (domesticated barley)
Lineage: Eukaryota; Viridiplantae; Streptophyta; Magnoliopsida; Poales; Poaceae
Product: probable aquaporin TIP3-2
Exons: 3
Coding region: 165-953 (262 amino acids)
Biological process (GO): water transport; transmembrane transport
Cellular component (GO): membrane
Molecular function (GO): water channel activity
Source: RefSeq, a predicted model, not a curated record
CCGCCUACUUCCUAGAGCUGCAAAGAGCAACCCCUAGCUCCAGCCGCACUUCACUAGCUUGUGGAAGAGGAGUGGAGUUCGUCGCGAACCAGGGGAUCACCUCUCAGAGAUAGAGGAGAAAAAGGAAACGAGGUCAAAUCCUUCACAAGCCAGCAUCUUGGACCAUGCUGCCAACUAGUUUCGCCACCCGCGGGGCCGCGGGGCCGGAGCCCCUGCUGCCGGCGGCUUCCCGCGCCGUGCUGUCGGAGUUCGUCGCCACCGCCGUGUUCGUCUUCGCCGCCGAAGGCUCCGUCUACGGCCUCUGGAAGAUGUACAAGGACACGGGCACGCUGGGGGGCCUGCUCGUGGUGGCGGUGGCGCACGCGCUCGCUCUGGCCGCGGCGGUGGCGCUGGCGAGCGACGCCUCCGGCGGGCACGUCAACCCGGCCGUCACGUUCGGCGUGCUCGUCGGCAGGCGCAUCUCCUUUGCGCGCGCCGUGCUCUACUGGGCGGCGCAGCUUCUCGGCGCCGUGCUCGCCGCCGCUCUCCUCAGGAUCAUCUCCGGCGGCGUGCGUCCCAUGGGGUUCACGCUCGGCCACGGCAUCCACGAGCGGCACGCGCUGCUGCUCGAGGUCGUCAUGACGUUCGGGCUCAUGUACACCGUGUACGCCACCGCCGUCGAUCGGAACCGCGGUGGCAACGUCGGCGCCAUCGCGCCCAUCGCCAUCGGCUUCGUCCUGGGCGCCAACAUCCUCGCCGGCGGCCCGUUCGACGGCGCGGCGAUGAACCCGGCGCGGGCGUUCGGCCCGGCGCUCGUCGGCUGGACCUGGCGCCACCACUGGGUCUACUGGGUCGGCCCGCUGAUCGGCGCCGGGCUGGCCGGCGCGCUGUACGAGUUUGUCAUGGCCGAGCAACCCGUGGAGCCGGCGGCCGCGGCCACCCGUGGGCUGCCCGUGCCCGCCGAAGAUUAUUGAGUUGCACUUGCUGUAACUAAUUACCACCUGCAUGCAAGCACAUGUUUCAUGCAGUACAUACUUGUUACGGAAAACGGAAAUAAAUUUGAGGGAGUCAGAGUCUGAUUCCAAGCCGGUUAGUAACGGCACUU